CGGCGUACAGUCGAGCGGAAAACCCAAUAUCAGUUUUCCUUUUCUCUAUUCGUAUUCGGUUCGAUAUUAUAUCGGUUUUUAUGUAAGUUAUUACUAUUCGUAUCUGCGGACAACAUUUAUUAUUGUCGGUUUAUAGGGAUUAACUGUACUUAUUUAUAAAGAAUAUGAGAAGAACCGGACGCCACAAGUUUAUACGGAUAUCAGUAUUUUUUCUAGUUUAUUCGGUUAUACAUGCGGUUUCCGUAAGGUCGGACAAAAAGGACGAUGACGUCAAACUUCCAGAACCAAAUCCAACCCCUUCCAGUAUUACAUUACCCAAAACUACCACACCGCUGCCUGAUAAAGAGCUACCACCGAAGAAAAGUCCAUCGGACAAAUUGAAACAGGAAGCGACAACAACGACGCCUGCUCCCCAAGGAAAAGGCUUCGAGAACACAAAGACGAAUGCAACGAAAAAAGAAUUGGUGGGACAAGAAGCUUCUGGAGAGAAUAAUUUGAAGGCUGGAACAACAGCAACAUCGCAUAAUAAAACAGAAGAGAAAAAUUAUAAUUCCACGAAAAAACCAAAUGAAGAAACAAAAGUAGGCACCACCAAGAGCACUAGCAAUGAGGCUAUCAUCAGCCCUAGUCAUCAGUGUACACCAGCGGCAAUACGUCAGUUUCCAAGGCCAGGAAUAUCCCAAAACGUUCGGAAACACGGUGGGCUCAUAAUCCACAUUCUCGUAGCCAUAUACAUGUUCAUUGGAUUAGCAGUAGUGUGCGACGAAUAUUUCGUGGCAUCUCUCGACAGGAUUUGCGAGGAACUAAAGAUGUCGCCGGAUGUGGCCGGAGCCACGUUCAUGGCCGCAGGAAGCUCGGCGCCAGAGUUGGCUACAGUUAUCAUUGGGGUGUUUUAUGCAGAGGAUGAUAUUGGAAUAUCUGGAGUGAUUGGAUCAGCAGUGUUCAACAUCAUGUUCGUGAUAUCAGUUUGUGCCUUAGCAACUGGUACUAUGGUCUACUUAAACUGGUGGCCAUUGAUGAGAGAUUCCGCUUUCUAUGCUCUCUCAAUUUUAAUCAUGUUGGUUGUCAUUGUGGAUGAAAAUGUCAAUUGGAUAGAGUCAUUGAUAAUGCUACUAGUCUACGUUGUCUAUUGCGUAGUACUAUACUUCAAUCCGGCGCUAGAAAAGUGGGCCCAUACUCUCCCAGUGCCCUUCAAAACGGUAGUACCUAAUGAACAAUCAGGCCUUGUAAGUUAUAAAAGUCUUGAGGAAGAUGGUAAGCAUGGUAAAUAUGGCAUGGAUUAUAAUUCCAUGGAGCAACAAGAGCAGCAACAGCCUCAACAACAACAACAACAACAACAAGAACAUUCUGUUUGGAAUCCUGGGAACGAGUGGAGUCCUGAAAAACAGCCUGCAACAACUUUCCAGGAAGAGCCAUUGAGUGGAGCAGUUUUAAAUCAAGCAACUAUCGAUGUAGCUCCCACUCAAUCAUCAAAGGUAGCUGCCCCAUCACAGCAGGAUUAUUACAAGCCUAAAGAGUACGACCCUAGCACUAAAAUUAACCCGUUGCUUAAACCUACAGGUGAUGCUGCUGGCAUAUGGGCGAAUUUCAAGUGGGGCUUACUCUAUCCAAUUCACUUUUUCUGCAUUUACACCAUGCCUGAUUGUAGGAGCGACAGAUUUCGUAAUUGGUAUCCAUUUACAUUCUUCGUAUCCAUGGUAUGGAUAUCGUUUUAUUCUUAUUUUAUGGUUUGGAUGAUUACGAUUAUUGGCUACACUUUGGGAGUACCAGAUACAGUCAUGGGACUAACCUUUGUUGCCGCUGGAGUUUCAGUACCGGACGCGUUGUCCAGUAUAGCUGUUAUUAAAGAAGGGUAUGGUGACAUGGCAGUCUCCAAUGCCAUUGGUUCAAAUGUGUUCGACAUUUUGAUUUGUCUGGGUCUUCCAUGGUUCCUGAAAACUGCUGUAGUGUCUCCCGGAACACAUGUUAAAGUUAUAAGCAAAGGUUUAACUUACUCAACAUUAUCUCUGCUCUCGACUGUAGUGUUCCUCGUACUGGCAGUACACUGGAACGGUUGGAAAUUGGAUAGAAAAUUUGGUAUAGUUCUAAUGAUCUGGUAUUUAGUGUUCAUUACAUUUGCAAGUCUUUAUGAAUUGAACAUUUUCGGUUACAUGAACCCUCCUGAAUGUUUAACCGACUAUUAAAGUGUGUCCCAAAAAUCUAUAAUUUAAAAUUUUCUGUGACACACUUUAUUUGUAUAGGUAUAUUGAAUAUUAUGUUUCUGUCGCAUGUGUGGUAGCAAUAAACAAACCAAAAAUAUACAAAAAAGAAAUCAAUGUUCAAUUUUUGAUGUAGCUGUGUCAAUAUUAGAAUUAGUACCCGUCCUGCUGCUAAACUAAGAAGUGAAUAGUUGUCAAUUUAUGUUCAAUUAUUGUUAGAUAUUGCGAUGUUCAAAUUAACGGUAGAGUAUAAUGGGACUAUGGCAAUUUACCAACACUUCAUAGUCUAUAUUUCGAAACAAAAACAAUUAUUACAAAUUAUAAAUUUUUGCCGUUCAAUUAUUACUACGACAACGUACAUUGUAUAGUGUCAAUAUUAUAAAGGCAUUUGAAACAAUAAUUUGUAAAAUUAAAAUAUUUUUUAUGGGUAACAUCGAAAAUUUUUUAAAACAGUGACAGUUGAGUCACUGAAACUGUAAAAAUAGGAUUAAGUAUGGAGAUUUUUUUCUUUACUAUAUGCAUUUAUAGAUAUUUUUAUUUCAAUAUACCAAGUACCUAAAAUGGAGGCAACAUUAUAGUUAGGUGCAUACCUACCUGGCUGUAAAUUAUUUCUGCCAAGCCAAACAAAUGAAAUAAUAAUGUUUCACAUAGUUUAGCACGUUUAUGAUCUCCCAUGACCAAAACUUUUUAUAAAAAUAUGUUAGGUAUUGAAUUCGCCGAUAAGAUUUUUUAUUAAAUCACCGUCACAAAAUUGAAAGUUUGUUAGAAAUCAAUCUAGAUGUCCCAGCAAAGGACCCCGCACAUUUCUUAUGGAAAAGUGAUCUAUGUGGAAUUUUGCUGAAUUUUUGAUAUUGUGUAUAGGGAGUCGUCCUUAACAAAAGUGAUCAUUGCGCUAAUGUUCAAUACCCAACAGUUUUCAAGAUAUCAAUUAAAAACUUUUUUAAUUUGAUACUCUUCAGUAUGACGUCACCAGUAUGCUCACAGCACCAAAAAUUUAAACUAUCCUUUUCACUUUUGACUUUGACUACCUAUACUUAUACUCUUCUCUUUUUAACAUUCCGUGCGAAAUUAAAAAAAACAACAAAAGGUACAAAUGAAAUCGCUAUAUGACAGACAUCAUCACAUGAAGUUGACGAUUGCGGCAGGAGCUAGGUGUUGUUUACAUACCUACCUAUUUGUCACUAAUCGCUAUCGCUAUCUUUUUUUUUCUUUAAUGUUAAAAGGAGAAGAGUAAAGUCAAAGUCAAAAGUGGAAAGGAUAGUAAUAAUUUUCGUUGCUGUGAAUGACGUCAUACUGAAGAGUAUCAUAUUAAAAAAGUUUUUAAUUGAUAUCUUUAAAACUGUUGGGUAUUGAACAUUAGCGCAAUGAUCACUUUUGUUAAGGACGACUCCCUAUACACAAUAUCAAAAAUUCAGCAAAAUUCCACAUAGAUCACUUUUCCAUAAGAAAUGUGCGGGGUCCUUUAUGACAAGUAAAGGCCAUUAUUCUAUUCUGUUUAAAAAAGUUUUGCUGGGCCAACAUAUAAUUAAUAGCUUUUUAUUUUGUAUUAAAAACGGAUUUCCGUACAAAAUUUAAACAUUUUCAAAAUGUUAAUAACACAACCCUUGUUCCUAAUUGUCUAGCUUCGUUAAUAAUAUUUACUAAAAUUGAAUAACUAUUGUCUGUUUAUAGAAUCUUUUAUAAAUCAUGUUUUCUUCCUUUGAUAUUUAUCAGUUCUACCUCUUUCCUAAAGAUUCUAUCAUGUCCUAAAAAGUUAUGAAUUCUUAAAAAUUUAUUAGAUAUAUUAUUGUUAUUGUGAUUUUAAGAUUUUUAACAUUUGUAUUGUAUUCUAAAAUAUGGUUUUAAAAAUUUAUACUUAGUGUGACCAGUAAAAUAUGCAUCAUAUGGGUAUAAUGCAAAGUUGGCUUACUAGGUAUUUCAAUUAAAAAAAAAAAAAAACAGAUUAAUCCAAUUUUUUGACGCACAGAAUUGGAGAAGCAACAACUUUGCUGAUCCAGUAAAAAAAAUCUAUUUGUUUUUAUUGGUCACGCUCAUACUAUUUAGGAUACUUUUAAGAAAUAACUCUUGGACAAAAAAAGCAAUAAUUUAGUAUCUGCACAAGAAAACUUUGUUGGAAAUCUUGAAGAAAAAAUAUAGUAAAAAACAAAGAAAUAUUUCUAAACGAGAAAAGCAAUUUUACCUUCCUCACAGUACAAACCUCGGCACAAACAUAAUACUCAUUUUAAUUAAAUUUUUUUGAAAAUUGUGUACCUACUGCUAUUUUUGUCCGGUAGUAUUAAAUAUAUAUCGUCCCUAGUAUUUUUAAUAGAUGCUCUUAAUUUCCUUUCUCAUUCGAAUCCAUAAAAGUUGUAUCUAUUAGAAAUAUCAAAAUGUUUUACUUAUCUAUUAAAUUAUAAAUGUAACGUGCGACAAUAAAAAAGCCUUAAAUUUAAUACCAUAUAGGCAGUUAUCCACAAACAAAUUUCUUCUUGUCUUGGUUGAACCGCUUAUUUAGACGAGUUUUUGCCAUUUUUGUGUAGGAAUAGUAUUCAAAACUUUGAAAUAGGAAAUUUGAAGGAAAAGGCAUCAUUUUAAAAAUUAAUCUUCCUAAGUUGAACCAGUAGCUGGGAUUACACACAAGCCAUUCAAACCAAUCGAGAAAAGUUAAUGAGAUUUUGGGCGAAAAAAGCCUUGAUUUAACGCACCUCAAAUAAAAACGUACUCAGUAUUUGGAUCUGCCACCGGUUUACAACCCGCGCACUGCGCACUUCUGGUUCGGUUUUUGAAUGAAUGAGCUCCCUUGAAAUCUUUUGUCCAAAAUUUCAUUUCUAUUUCUCCAAUUGAUUUCCAUUUUACACCAGCGACUGGGUCAAUGAUAAUAUAUUAUACAUACAGGGUGACAAUUUGAAAUGCUCUAUACCUUUAAGAGUGCGCUUCUCGAUGCUGAAAAUCGCGAGUGCGCCUUUGCUAUUUUAAUAAAAACAGUUGCAUCUAGAAAAUUUUACCGGAAACUUUUUUCAAGGAUAUGUUUAUGUGCUUGUUUGACCAGUAAAAUUUUUUUGAUUUUUCUCAUUUUAUGAUUUUUUUUUUCAAAAAAUGAGAAAAAUCAAAAAAAAAUUACUGGUCAAGCAAGCACAAAAGUAGAUUCUUAAAAACAGUUUUUGUUAGAAUUCCCUAGAUGCAACUGUUUUUAUUAAAACAGCAUAGUCGCAAACGCGAAAUACCUAUUUUUUCAGCAUCGAUAAGCGCACUCUUAAAACCAAACCAAAGCGUUUCGAAUUGUUUCGGCACUAUAAUUAUAUGUACCUACUUACUUAAGCCAAAGUUAACUAAGCUCCACCACCCCCACCAACCACAUAAAAACAUUCUACAGCUCUGAAUGGUAAUAAUUAAAGUAACUACAUAUGUCUUAUAUAAUCUUGGAAAAUAAUUAGCAAAUAAAUGUUUGAAAGGACUUUUGAUACAAUGACAAGUUUCAAUUUUCUCUACUCUUUAAUAAUGACAUAAUGCGACAACCACGUUUAAAGGACCAUAUUGUGAGUCGAUUUUAAUCUGACACUUUCCGUAUGAGGAGCGAGGAGGUUAAGUAUAUGGCAAAAACAGGUGUGACGUCAGGUGACCAUUGGCGUUGUAACGUAGGGAACCACCAGCUCACAUUUUUUUGAAGUAUCAGAUUAAAAUCGACGGACUUUGAUACAUCAUACCUCCUAGAUACUUUCAGCAAACCAGUAGGAACUGCUGGUGCUGUCCAUUUGAGCUCAUUGACAUAGUUAUGAGCUUUAUGUGCAAACAAAAUCUGGUCUUUCAUCCGUCAUAUUAUAGGCCGUAGGUACAGGGUGAUGUAACAAACAUUUUACAAGAUUGGCAUAAAUAUCUCCAGAAAAGAAUUUGUAAUAUGCAUUUUUUGUUGUGCUGUACCAUACGCUCUGCAUGUAAGUAUGGACAAUUCUGGCAUGUCUCGUUCCAUUUUCUUUAAAAAAUGUUUCAAACUCUCAAGAUCCUGUAGCGUAACAUUGGGUGGUAUAUGUACGAAGUACUUGCUACUACUACAAGUAUUAGUAUGUUCUACGUAGUUACUUCAAAACGAAGUAGAUACUACAUUUCGAAACUACCGGAAAUUAGUAAAUGCUUCUUUGUAAAGUAAAUAGGUACUAUGAAGAAUAUACUAAUACUUGUAGUAGUAGCACGUAUUUCAUUUUUAUUCAUACCACCCAUUAUUUGACACGAUGACGUCACAUACACCAUAAAAGUUCCAGAUAGGUAUCGUUAAACCUUUAUUGUAAUAUUCGGUGACGUUGACGAUAAGACCUCUAACCAUUGAACAGAGCAACCACCAUGAGGAAAUAGCGCCCAUUCGGGACAAUGUAAAGUGAGCACUGGGCCAAGAAAAUAAUUCUUAUUAAUGAAUAGGACUUCUUUCUGCUUGGCAUCCUCUCAAAGUCCAAAUCAGGACAUGGUAUUGGUAAUCUGUUCAGGGCAUGUGCAUGUAACAUCUCUUUUCCUGGCAUAUCUCGUGGUAUAGUAAAGCAAAGAAUUAUUCUUCAUCUGAGCAUGUGUGGAGAAACUACUUCAGAAAUUGCUUUGUAUUGUGUUAUGAUCCAAGUAGUAGUUGACAAUAAAUGAUAAAUGCGAAUUGUAAAUCGAGAAUACAUUAUAGGUAUGAAAUUUUUGAACGACAACUAAUUGUGAGUUCUUCUCUGUCGACCUAUUCAUAUGCAAAAUUUGGUUCCGUUGAUGAUAAAGGUGAGUGCCUACAACUGGUAGAAACCACUAGAACUCACUUACCAUUAAAGAUUUGACUGACUCAGUGCUCAACCCACUACAUAACGACUUGCUAGACAAAGAUUCUUUUUUUUUUAUAAACGCUUCAUUUUAUCUUGACAACGACAAGGUAAGGCUACCGUUACUACCUCAUGGCGUAAAAACAUAGCAAAAAUGGAUAAUUCCAAGAAAAGCAUCAUGAACUUCAACUCUACACUUACCGUUUCUCUUUUUCCUGAAAUUCUGAGUCCUGAAAAUUCAAUUUCUCUUGCAUACACUGGCUGGAUCUACAGUUGAUAAAUGCCAAAUAAGGUAUAUUCAAUUUUGCCUCCAGCCGUUGUCAGAAGUUAUGGCACUGAAUAAAUAUCUUUCUCUACUGCUGAAUGAAGAACUUGACCGUAAUCUGCGUAAUAGCCAUCGAACCGAUCAGCCAUUUCCUGAUUGGGACUAGAUACUACACAAUGGAGAGUUGCACUUUUUGUGAAAACUUAUUUACAGAUAAUAUUCCUACAUACAUGUUGGUAGGGUUUCAUUAAUUUUCAAAAUAAUAAUUGUAGUUUUCCGUUUGGGUUAUAAAGGGUGGUUGGAGGAUUUUAUUAAUGUAGGCUUUUGGAAAACACACAUCUCUUUUAUUAUUUUAAUUCUUGUAUCUCAAAGACUAUUAAAGGUGGAAUGAAAAAUAGUUUACAAAUCGCUUUAUUCCUUCGGAAGUGUCAAAACUGUAUCAAAAAUUAGUGUUAUUCAUUAGUAUUUCUUUCUCCAUGAAUUGGUAACAUGCAGAAAUAUCGUUUCUACUGAUAUUUUCACUAUUUUAUUUGAAAGUAUAGUUGAAUUUGUUUUUUUGUUAAAUCAAAAUUUCAUAAAAAGGUCAAUAUGGAGUUUCCUUCUUCUGUUACUAUUAGGGAACUCUAUAAGUACUUGUUAAAAUAUUAUAUGUAGGUAGUUCAAUUAUUAUUCUAGCUAAAUAUAUAAACUAAUGAAUAAAAUAUAGGCCAACCUAAUUUUAAAAUCAUCGAUGAAUUUAGAAAAUAUUUCAAAUAUCUCUGCCAUUUCACUUUUAGAACAAAUUAUUAUACACAUGACAAUAAAACUCCGCGUCUCAAAUAUGUGCAAUAAUGACUUUAUUAUUAACAAAUUAAAAGUGGGAAGGCAGCAAUAAAUUUAUAAAUCUUGUUUUUAUUCACACUUCGAAUAAGAUAGCUUAAAAUAUGUAAUUAGAAUGUGCAGUAUUUUAGACAGUAUUAUAUAAAAUAAGCUCCAUAUAGAAAAUUCUUAGUACAGAAGGGCAUAAAUUGCUUUUAUACUCAAUAGAUUGACGAAAUAAGUUGCUUAAAAUUAUAUUUUUAUUUAUUUUAUAGUGAAAUCAGUUUGUGCCCAACAAAAUGUUGAAUGUUAAUAUAUUAUGAUAAAAACAAAAUAUAUGUAUUUAAUUGUUGAUUCUUGUUUAAGUGUGAACAAUAUAUUAAUAACUGUAGCACAAUGUAAACAAAUUUGCACUAAAAUAUACUGAAUAAAAUAACUAA
Messenger RNA from Ceutorhynchus assimilis (cabbage seed weevil), 8461 nucleotides. NCBI's taxonomy places the organism in Eukaryota, Metazoa, Arthropoda, Insecta, Coleoptera, Curculionidae. The record is from the annotation of a GenBank genome assembly.